AUGGUGGCCCAAGUAGCGAAACCUUCUUCAAAUGGCUCCGUAUGGAACAGAAACGAGAAACAAGCCGAUGUUAGAAAGCAAAACAUCCUGGCCGCUAAGGCUGUCGCCGACCUGGUCAGAACGAGUCUAGGCCCAAAAGGAAUGGACAAGAUGAUCAAAGAUGGAAGAGGAGGAGUUAUCAUUACAAACGAUGGCGCAACUAUAUUAAAGGAACUUUCACUGGUCCAUCCCACCGCCAAGAUGAUGGUUGAACUCAGCAAGGCCCAAGAUAUUGAGGCAGGUGAUGGGACCACCUCAGUGGUUGUCAUAUGCAAGGCACUCUUGGAGAUGGUUGAAGAUCUCCUAAACCAAGGAAUACACCCCCAGUCAAUAGCUGAUAGUUUGAAGUUAGCAGUUAACAAGACUGAGGAAAUUUUGGAAUCAAUCGCCAAACCAAUCUCAUUGGAAGACAAGGCUCUCUUGACCAACAUUGCAUCAAUUUCACUCCAGUCCAAGGUUGUUUCACAAAAUUCUUCUCUUUUGGCACCUAUAGCUGUAAAUAGCGUCCUAAACGUUAUGGAUACGCCAGAAUCUAGAAACGUAGACCUAAAGAAUAUAAAAAUUGUAAAAAGCGUAGGUGGUACAAUUGACGAUACUGAAAUGGUCGAUGGCUUGGUAUUCACAGAACAAAAGGCCAUAAAAUCCGCCAACGGACCAUCUAGGAUUACUAAUGCAAAGAUUGGCCUAAUCCAAUUUUGUCUUUCUACCCCCAAAACAGACAUGGAUAACAGUAUAGUGGUGAAGGAUUAUCAAUCUAUAGAUAGGAUCAUGAGGGAAGAGCGUAUCAUAACUGCUAAAAUGGUGAAGCAGAUCGCUCAAACAGGUUGUAAUGUGCUUUUAAUUCAAAAAUCAAUUCUCCGUGACGCUGUAACGGAGUUAUCCCUAGACUAUCUCUCUAAAGCAAAAAUUAUGGUUAUAAAGGAUAUUGAGAGGGAAGAUAUUGAAUUUAUUCGCAAAAGCAUUGGUUGUGAAGAGGUUGCUAGUUUGGACCACUUUACCGCUGAUAAACUUGGAACUGCAAGUCUGGUUGAGUCGGAAUUUGAAGGUGGAUCCCGUAUAGUUAAAAUCACAGGGGUAAAUAUGAAGAAUACUGCAUCUAUACUAAUCAAGGCAUCAAAUACACUCAUGUUGGAUGAAGCUGAGCGCUCAUUGCACGAUGCCCUAUGUGUUGUACGCUGUCUAGUUAAAAAGCGUGCAGUUCUACCAGGAGGCGGUGCUCCAGAGAUGGUAGUGUCUUACAAAUUAUCGGAAUGGGCUAAAACUCUAGAGGGUGUAUCUCAGGUAUGCGUAAAGGCCUUUGCUGAAGCCCUUGAGAUCAUACCAUACACCCUAGCUGAAAAUGCUGGUCUAUACCCUCUAAGUAUAAUAACUGAGCUCAGAGCAAAACAUGUGCAAGGCCUCUCCAGCUAUGGCAUCAACAUUAGGAAAAACUGCAUAUCUGACAUGAUGGAGGAUAACAUCAUACAACCGCUCUUGGUAACACUAUCAGCAAUAAAGCUUGCUACAGAAACAGUAUUGAUGAUUUUAAAAAUUGACGAUAUUGUAAGUUACAGCAAUUAUUAA
Messenger RNA from Theileria equi strain WA, 1602 nucleotides. RefSeq names its product chaperonin-60kD, ch60, putative. Gene Ontology annotation, molecular function: ATP-dependent protein folding chaperone; ATP binding; ATP hydrolysis activity. NCBI's taxonomy places the organism in Eukaryota, Apicomplexa, Aconoidasida, Piroplasmida, Theileriidae. Bases 1 to 1602 code for a protein of 533 amino acids. Gene Ontology annotation, cellular component: chaperonin-containing T-complex. The record is from RefSeq and is a predicted model, not a curated record. Gene Ontology annotation, biological process: protein folding. The transcript is spliced from 4 exons.